Chionomys nivalis (European snow vole) is the source of this 8865-nucleotide messenger RNA. It is a transcript of the gene Phka2, whose product is annotated as phosphorylase kinase regulatory subunit alpha 2. Gene Ontology annotation, molecular function: calmodulin binding. Gene Ontology annotation, cellular component: phosphorylase kinase complex. The coding region runs from base 158 to 3865 and encodes 1235 amino acids. Lineage: Eukaryota; Metazoa; Chordata; Mammalia; Rodentia; Cricetidae. Gene Ontology annotation, biological process: glycogen metabolic process. The transcript has 34 exons. The record is from RefSeq and is a predicted model, not a curated record.
GGCAACCCGGAGCCACCUCUUAAAGCCCCCAAAACAAAAGGGCCCCAUUCGGAGAACUCACAGAAAUCGUGUUUGGGCAUCGGGUCGGCUUGGAGGCUGCAGCUUUAGUGGACACCACCGGGUAGAUUCGGCGCCGCGGCCAGUGAGCGUGGGCGAGAUGCGGAGCAGAAGCAAUUCUGGGGUCCGCCUGGACGGGUACGCGAGGCUGGUGCAGCAAACCAUCUUAUGUUACCAGAACCCAGUCACUGGGCUGUUAUCAGCCAGCCAUGACCAGAAGGAUGCCUGGGUACGGGACAAUAUCUACAGCAUCCUGGCUGUUUGGGGCCUGGGCAUGGCCUACCGCAAGAAUGCUGACCGUGAUGAGGAUAAAGCAAAGGCCUAUGAAUUGGAACAGAACGUGGUGAAGCUGAUGCGAGGUCUCCUGCAGUGCAUGAUGAGACAGGUGGACAAAGUGGAGAAGUUCAAGCACACUCAGAGCACCAAGGACAGUCUGCACGCCAAGUAUAACACUGCUACUUGCAGUACCGUGGUGGGUGAUGACCAGUGGGGCCACCUCCAGAUGGAUGCCACCUCCCUCUUCCUCCUGUUCCUGGCCCAGAUGACAGCCUCAGGCUUGCGUAUUAUUUUCACCCUCGAUGAAGUGGCCUUCAUACAGAAUCUUGUCUUUUACAUAGAAGCUGCAUAUAAAGUUGCUGAUUAUGGAAUGUGGGAACGUGGAGAUAAGACUAAUCAGGGCAUUCCAGAACUGAACGCAAGCUCUGUGGGAAUGGCCAAGGCAGCACUUGAGGCAAUUGACGAACUCGAUCUUUUUGGAGCCCAUGGAGGACGCAAGUCAGUCAUCCAUGUCCUGCCUGACGAAGUGGAGCACUGCCAGUCAAUUCUUUUCUCCAUGUUGCCACGAGCAUCAACAUCUAAAGAAAUCGAUGCCGGACUUCUUUCUAUUAUUUCUUUUCCGGCUUUUGCAGUAGAAGAUGCGAACCUUGUGAAUGUGACCAAAAAUGAAAUUAUUUCCAAGCUUCAGGGGCGUUAUGGAUGUUGUCGCUUCCUUCGGGAUGGUUAUAAAACCCCAAGAGAGGACCCUCAUCGACUGCAUUAUGACCCUGCUGAACUUAAGCUCUUUGAAAACAUUGAAUGUGAAUGGCCUGUGUUCUGGACUUACUUAAUCAUAGAUGGAAUCUUCAAUGGUGAUCCUGUUGAGGUCCAAGAAUACCGAGAAGCUCUGGAGGGAAUUUUAAUCAGAGGCAAAGAUGGGAUUCACUUGGUGCCAGAACUCUAUGCCAUCCCGCCAGACAAGGUGGAUGAAGAGUACAAGAACCCUCACACGGUAGACCGAAUUCCACUGGGGAAGCUGCCCCAUCUUUGGGGACAGUCCUUGUACAUCCUUAGCUCCCUGCUGGCAGAGGGAUUCCUUGCCACUGGUGAAAUUGAUCCCUUAAAUAGAAGAUUUGCUACUUCAGUCAAACCUGAUGUUGUAGUACAAGUCGCUGUUUUGGCAGAAAACAGUCACAUUAAGGGGCUGUUGUGGCAACAUGGGGUAAAUGUCCAGAGUAUCGCUGAUGUGCAUCCAGUUCAAGUCCAGCCAGGCCGGAUUCUUAGUCACUUAUAUGCCAAACUUGGACGAAAUAAGAAUAUGAAGUUGAGUGGUCGACCAUAUCGCCACAUUGGUGUCCUCGGCACCUCUAAACUCUAUGUAAUUAGGAACCAGAUCUUCACUUUUACGCCCCAGUUCACCGACCAGCAUCACUUCUACCUGGCCCUGGACAACGAGAUGAUUGUGGAGAUGCUGAGGAUCGAGCUGGCCUAUCUGUGCACCUGCUGGCGGAUGACCGGCCGCCCCACACUCACCUUCCCUGUCACACACACCAUGCUCACCAAUGAUGGAUCAGACAUUCAUCCUGCAGUUCUUUCUACAAUUAGGAAACUAGAAGAUGGAUAUUUUGGAGGUGCUAGAGUAAAGCUGGGGAACCUGGCAGAGUUUCUCACCACCUCAUUCUAUACGUACCUGACCUUCUUGGAUCCAGACUGUGACGAGAAGUUGUUUGACGACAUCAGUGAUGGGAGCUUUAGCCCUGACAGCGAGUUAGAACUGGGAGGAUACCUGGAAGACAGCAGCCAUCCAGAAAGCCAAGAUGAACUUGACCAGUAUAUCAACCACCUUCUUCAAAGCACAGCCUUGAAGUGCUACCUGCCCCCUCUUUGUAAGAAGUCAGAAGACAGCCAUGUUUUCAGUGCUAUCCACUCCACUCGGGACAUACUUUCUGUGAUGGCCAAAGCAAAGGGUUUGGAAACUCCAUUUUUUCCAAUAGUUUUGCCAACUAAAGUUCUAAGUGGACACCGUAAGUCACUGAAUCUUGUUGACUCCCCUCAGCCACUCCUAAAGAAGACUCCUGACUAUGACUACCAGUGGCCCAGAGAUGACCAUGGUGAAAUGGACUGUGAGAAGCUAGUUGGGCAGCUGAAAGACUGCUCAAACCUCCAGGACCAAGCAGACAUUCUAUACAUUCUCUAUGUGAUAAAGGGUCCCAGCUGGGAUACCAAUCUGUCUGGACAGCGUGGAGUCACUGUUCACAGUCUUCUCAGCGAGCUCUAUGGAAAAGCUGGCCUAAACCAAGAAUGGAGUUUGGUCCGCUACAUUUCAGGCCUGCUCAGGAAGAAAGUGGAGGUCCUGGCUGAGGCCUGUGCAGAUCUGCUGUCCCACCAGAAGCAGCUUACAGUCGGCCUGCCCCCUGAACCCCGGGAGAAGACCAUCUCCACGCCUCUUCCCCCAGAGGAGCUCACAAAACUCAUCUACGAGGCCAGUGGACAGGACAUCAGCAUUGCUGUCCUCACACAGGAGAUCGUGGUUUAUCUGGCCAUGUAUGUCCGGGCCCAGCCUAGCCUCUUUGCAGAGAUGCUCAGACUCCGGAUUGGAUUGAUCAUCCAGGUGAUGGCCACAGAGUUGGCUCGGAGCUUGAACUGCUCAGGAGAAGAAGCUUCAGAGAGUUUGAUGAACCUCAGCCCCUUCGACAUGAAGAACCUCCUGCAUCAUAUUCUGAGUGGGAAGGAGUUCGGUGUGGAGAGAAGCGUGCAUCCAAUUCACUCCUCCACAUCCAGCCCUGCCAUCUCCAUCCAUGAGGUGGGUCACACUGGUGUCACCAAGACUGAGAGGAGUGGUAUCAACAGACUAAGGAGUGAGAUGAAACAGAUGACUAGGCGAGCUAGUGCUGAUGAGCAGUUCUUUCCUGUGGGCCAGGCUGUGUCCAACAGUUUGCAUUCCUUCAAGUCUGCGAGGUCCAGCACCCCAUCAUCCCCAACGGGCACAUCAUCUACAGACUCCGGGGGACACCACAUGGGCUGGGGCGAGCAGCAGGGCCAGUGGCUGCGCAGGAGAAGGCUGGAUGGGGCCAUCAACAGGGUCCCCGUGGGAUUCUACCAGAGAGUGUGGAAGAUCCUUCAGAAGUGCCAUGGUCUGUCCAUCGAUGGUUAUGUCCUCCCAUCCUCAACAACCCAAGAGAUGACCCCAUAUGAGAUCAAGUUUGCUGUCCAUGUGGAGUCCGUACUCAACCGCGUGUCCCAGCCCGAGUAUCGGCAGCUGCUGGUAGAAGCCAUCAUGGUACUAACACUGCUCUCAGAUACAGAGAUGGACAGUAUUGGAGGCAUCAUCCAUGUGGACCAGAUUGUACAGCUGGCCAAUCAGCUGUUUCUGCAGGACCAGGUAUCAUUUGGAGCCAUAGACAUCCUGGAAAAAGACCAAGCCACAGGAAUUUGCCACUCCUUUUAUGACAGCGCUCCUAGUGGGGCUUAUGGUACAAUGACCUACCUAACGAAAGCAGUGGCUUCUCAUUUGCAGGAACUGCUGCCCAGCUCUGGCUGCCAGAUGCAAUAGGGCCUUAGCCAUAAACAUGAGCACCCUCUGAAUGUGUCAUUUGUCCCAUAGCCUCAUUGGGAAUUUCCUUCUGCCUUCCACCCUAGAUCCCCUGUUCUGUCCCCAAAGCGUACCCCAUCAGAAAGCUUCCCAGGGAGCAGAUGACAGCGCUCAAGCUGCAAGCAGUGUGUGUUUAAGUCACUGAUGAAGCCGAUGAAUCCCCCGGUCCCCUGAGAAGCACCCUGGGAUCCUUUGCUAGGUUCAUUUCCCUGGAACACUUGUCACCGCAUCUGGUCUCGUGGACGCCAGAAAGGAACUGAAAAUGGGUCUCUUCUGAGUGCAGAGUGAACUGAGAAGCCAGCUUAAAUUGGCUCUCACCAAGAGUUACAGAAAUAGUUCGAUGAGCUAGUGACACAUCUUGAAGGUGGAAAGAUCCUUCCAGCAGCAGCAGCUAGACAGGCAGACCUUGACAGGGGCACAUCUCAGCAGAGUGCUGAGACCCAAGCUGUUUACCAAACAGAAUAAUGGUAUCUGCUUGGAAUUUUUUCCUAAGCCCUCACUCUGUUCGGGUUCAUGUUCAUUGCCCAGAUGAACUAAAUUGGCCCUAGUUAAUGCUGGCGGUAGCCUUCAGAUGAUCUUGUCCUGCUGUCUAGUAAAAUCCCUUAUCUUCCAGGAUCCAGAAAAAAAAAAAAAACCAUCAACAGCAAAGAGGAAGGUGAUAGGCAGACUGUUGUUUUAGAAUCGGAAGAGGCAGGAGUCUCAUGGAAAGAAAGGCCCGUGUCCCUGCACCCCCUGAGAGCACCACCAUGCCUGCUCAGAGCAUGAGUCAGCGUUUGCCAUGGAAAUUAGUGUGUGUUCCUGCCGGAACAGAGUUCCCUUAAAAAUAGCCUGAGAGCCCCCAACCACUGCUCACAGAAGCACUCUCAGAUGGGUAUAGUCGGGGCUCUAUGGCAGAGAAAGAAGGCUGAGUCCUGGCAAGCUCUGGUGACUCUUUCACCAUUGUCCUGGUGAAUGGAGUUUCUUUUUAAGCCUUGUCUUCCCCACAUUGGGACAGAGACAAACAACUGAAAGUAGUUUCUGUGAAUAAUCGGGCCUGAAGGACCAAGUCACCGGUGUUGUGGCCAAGUGCUACAUUCCCAUCUGGUUGUGAUAGGUUCCGAUUCACAGUGACUCUUCACCUCAGAAAUGGAAACAAGGCUGUGGGAUCAGUUUCUGGAAGUUUGUGUGGAGGAGAAGGGAAGAUGGUGCUCGGAGGUGCAGUGUCCCCCAGAGUGGAGACUCAGGACUGACUUCACUUUAUUCUCAAAGGAGAAGGUGGCAGAGUACCCUGCUGUCCCUUAGCACGUCUAGGCAUUUCUAAAGGAACAUUUAUCUGCUUGUGUGUAUAUGUCUGUGUGAGUGUAUGCCACCUGUGUGGGAGUCCCUGCAGAGGCCAGAAGAGAGCAUCAGCUCCCCAAGAGCCGGAGCUAUCGGCAGUUGUGAAGCACCCUGACAUAGGUACUGGGAAACAAACUCAGGUCUGGAAUAGCAGCAAGCACUCAUACUUGCUGAGCCAUCUCUCCAGCCUUCUUGUAAAGCGGGGUCAGAGUCAUGUAACUGACUGGCGGGUUCCCUGCUAGAUAAUGUCAAACAUGCAGUGAGAAUGAAACGAGGCAUGAAAGUACCCAGUGCUAAUGGCAGAAGUUCUAGAAGUGGAGCCCUUCAAACUGGGCCCAGUGCUAAUUCGAAUACUCUUAGCCUGCCAGGGAUGUGGCUGUGACGUGAGAAGUGGCAGCUGCCGGGCUGGGAUCAAGAUGAGACUCUGGCCAAGGAGAUGAGCCGCAAUAAGCAAUUCACUGCAGCGUCCCAGCCACUCUGAAAUCUCUUUCAAAUGAAGUCCCGAAAUAGGACUGCGUUUCCACAGGCAGCAAGCUGCCAGCUUCAAAGGAAGAGAGUCGGCUUCCGAGACAGACGAUCCCUUUAGUGAACAGCCAAGGCCAUGCCCAAGAGGGACAGAUGUUUUAGAGGAUGAUGGCAGUAUCCUCCUGACACCAUCCUUGCCUAGAGGUACUGGUAGGGAGAAGGCCUCGUAUCCCCUGUGGACUUGGCUGGCUAUUCCCCAACUCCCUGGGGCAUGGCAGGAAGUCUCUUUCCUAUCUUCCCUCCCAAAGCUGAAAAGCCAGUUUUUAAUCUUUGCAGGGGAUGAGAAUGUGGUCUCAGAAGACAUAUCAGUGAAUGCAGGUGUUAAUUUACUAUUUAGCAUACACAGUUGAAAGGCAGUAGGCUGCCCCAUGGUCUGCUUACCCCAGUUUUGCCAAAGGUAAGCUCACUCUCCUGGCACUGACACCAGUAUUUAAUCUUGGGUGAGAGAGUUGACCUUUGUGUGCCUAAGUUUACCCAUCUGCAAGAAAGAGUGAGAGACCUCCCGACUGGAACAGAAUCUUUCUUUGGCAGUUAGGUGACCAGACCCUAGGACAACACCAAGCCGUGUGUGUGUGUGUGUGUGUGUGUGUGUGUGUGUGUGUGUGUGUGUGCGAGAGAGACAGAGAGAAGGAAAGCUAGGCUAUGUCCAAAGCUCCAGAUGAAAUUCUUCCAGGUUAGUCUGCCCUUCCUCUCCGGCAUAGGAAAGUGUGGGUGUCAGACGUCAGCUUCCCAGAUAGGAAGAAUGUGAAUGCUUCUUGUAGAACAAAAAGGAGAGCCCACCAAUCAAGAGGCAGGAGAAACACUUUGCCAGUUGAUUGAUGCCAUUUAUUUCUGGACAAGAUGACAGGAGGUUUGGCCUCUCUUUCUAUAAAUACAGUGGAGUCGUCUCUCCAUUCUAUUGACUUGUGCACAAGUCCAACAAAUCACCUUUGACUUUCCUGCUUGCUUGUUGCCAAAGGGGACAGCUAUCUCCCAUCUCUCCCAGUGUGCCAUUCUCUUUCAAGGUGACUCCAGCUUUUGAAGUCUCUGCCAUGUGCAGUUCUGUACUUUGUAGGAUGGAAGAACAUCAUGUUCCCAGAAUGCCUUCUGUUCUUCCAGACAUGGCCAUUGAUAGUUCUGCUUCUGAAGAAAAAAGCAGCACUUUGACCUCAGAGCCCAGUCCCCCUUGUCUGUCUCCGUCGGAAAGCCGCUUAGGAAAAGUCAUAACCUUGAGUUACUGAGAGAAUUCUCAGAGGAAUGAGAUCAGUUACUAAGACAAGCUUCCAAUCUUAUGCUGUGUACCUGAUUGAUGCUAGGGAGAAUUUUCAUCAGAAAGCUAUCUUUCUAAGAGAGUAUAUGUGUGUGUGUUUUUAAGGGACUAUAAUGCCUUCUUAGAGGGACUGGAAUCGAUAGAACCAGUGAACUCUGAACUUGUGUGACUUUCCCCUUGCCUUACUGCAGUACCAAACUGUUGUGAAAAAUGAGCAAAUAAGUCUGAAGGCAUGUACAGCAUAGCAUGCCUUCCGUGGCCAGGCAUCGCUAAGUAAGCACAUAGGAACUCAGGCAUGCACAGCGGCGGAUAACGAGCAGCCUGCUCAUUUCUGAAGCCCUCAAAGGAAGAGACGCUGAGCAGGCUGCUGAUCUGAGAGUUCUUCAUGCUGAUCUGUUGACAUUCACAUCCCAGUUCUAAAUCUGGUGGCUGCUGAAGCCUUCCACCUCCCGUUAGUGUAGCUUAGGUGCCAAGCUUUGCAAAGGACAGGACUUGGGGUUGGUCAUGCUGCAUCUUCAUUGGGCACAAGGGAUAACUGCUUCUAUAGCUCCUGUGUGUGUGUGUGUGUGUGUGAGAGAGAGAGAGAGAGAGAGAGAGAGAGAGAGAGAGAGAGAGAGAGAGAGAGAGAGAGAGAGAGAGAGGAGAAUGUGUGUAGAUGUGUACACUGGUGCACAUUUAGAGGCUAGAGGAAGACACUGUGUCCCCUAUUGCUCUCCACAUCCAUCCCUUGAAGCAGGGUCUCACUGGAUCUGGAGAUAAGCUGGAAGCUAGUGAGCCUCCGGUUUCUGCUCUCCCACACGCCCCACUCGUGUGUGCCUGCAUCCAGGUGCACACGUGAUGUUGGAGCUAGAAGCGUGUGUGUGGCUGCACCUUACCUUUUCAUGAGUUUGGGGGUCUAAACUCAGGUCCUUCUUGCAUAGCAAUCACUUUGACCUGCUGAGCCCCAGCACCACCCACAUCUCCUAUUUUGAAGGAUCACCCUAGUUGCAUAUUCAGGAGGGACUUACAAAGGAGAAAUACUAACAAUUGACUCAGCUCUCAUGGCUGUAGCAUGACUUUUGGCCAAAUGUCUCAGUUCUUAUUUGCAAGUAACAGAAUCAAACUCUAGCUGGGUAAAUACAAACGAUGUUCCAUAAAGAAGAUUGGCUAAGUCACAUAUCACCAGGAUCAAAUCUCCAGAUUGCUCACAGGCUAACAGAUGCCCCUGAUGCAGGAUACUCCCAAGACCAGUUGUGCCACUUCUGCCCUUCUGGAAACUGAAUGUAGGGGGUUGCCACCUGCCAUUAGCCUGGACAGCAGUCAUAAGCUGCCAGUACAAGGCCUUGGGCAGGAAUGAAGUGUCAGCUGGUGGAAGAGGCUAUUAGCUGGGCCUCUGCCUGCCUUCUACAGUUGAGGCAGACUCAAUCUCACAAUGUGGGGAUAAUGAGUAGGGCUGAGGCCUGCCAUUCGAAAAAAUGUCAUUCCAGCCAGGCAUCUAGUUUUUGUGCUGGAUUCCCCACUAACCCCCAGGUGUCUGAGCCAAACAACUGGCCAUGGAAGUUGUGUGGCAAGAAUGCAAAGAACACGUGGAAAUGCCACCCCUGGCUGGAAGCUAGACAAUUGGAUGGUCUCUUUAGAAGUACAGCUGCCGAGUCACAGUUGUUAGAUCACCACUGGUAUCCAGGGACAACCUCCCCCCCACCACCACAUAGUCGUUAGCUUCCAGCGAGCUGUCGUGUAUCCAUCCAACAAAGCUUGGGGCAGUUGCCGAUGGACCACACAUUCUUCGUGACCACAAGCCCAGUCCCAUUAGGUUCUCUGGACCCUGAGUGACAGCCCAUCUGGAACAAGAUGCAAAUGAUUGUCACAUCUUUCCUCCUAAGCCACUAGC